Messenger RNA from Vicia faba (fava bean), 1245 nucleotides. Lineage: Eukaryota; Viridiplantae; Streptophyta; Magnoliopsida; Fabales; Fabaceae. The record is from the annotation of a GenBank genome assembly.
AUGCCAUUACUCAGGAAGAACUUAGCAGAGAAUCUCCUUAAGAACUUUUCAGGUUGUGGAUCCGUCGUUUUCCUCAUUGGUCUGUGGUUAUUCUACAAAGCUAUGAAACGAAGAAUGAUAAACAAACGAAAAGAAAAAUUCUUCAAAAGAAACGGUGGUUUGUUGUUGCAAAAGAGAAUGUCUUCAGGAGAUGUAAAUGUUGACAAAACUAUUCUCUUUACUUUAAAGGAUUUAAAGAAAGCCACUGAAAAUUUCAAUAAGGAUAGAGUUCUUGGAAAGGGAGGCCAAGGUACAGUUUACAAAGGCAUGCUGGUGGAUGGUAAAAUUGUUGUUGUGAAAAAGUUUAAGGUUGAAGGAAAGAUUGAAGAGUUCAUCAAUGAGUUUGUGAUUCUUUCACAAAUCAACAAUAGAAAUGUUGUCAGACUAUUGGGAUGUUGUUUGGAGGCAGAAAUUCCUUUGCUUGUUUAUGAAUUCAUUCCCAAUGGUAACCUUUUUGAGUAUCUGCAUGACCAAAAUGAGGACAUACCAAUGACAUGGGACAUACGUUUGAGAAUUUCCUGUGAAGUUGCUGGUGCUAUAUUUUAUUUGCACUCAGUUGCAUCUCAGCCAAUUUAUCAUAGAGACAUCAAAUCAACAAAUAUAUUAUUGGAUGAAAAGUAUAGGGCAAAAUUAGCAGAUUUUGGCGCACCAAGAAUAAUUUUAAUUGAAGAUACUCAUGUUACCACAAUGGUUCAAGGUACUUUUGGAUACAUAGACCCUGAAUAUUUUUACACUAGCCAAUUUACAGAGAAAAGUGAUGUUUAUAGCUUUGGAGUAGUCCUUGCUGAACUUUUGACUGGUAAGAAGCCAAUAUCUUCUACAACAAGAUCAGAGGAAUCACAAAAUUUAUCUUCCUAUUUUGUUCAGUGUAUAGAGAAGAAUAUGUUGUUUGACAUUAUUGACAAAAGGGUCAUAGAAGGAGGAGAGAAAGAACAUAUCAUUGCAGUUGCAAAUCUUGCAUAUAGAUGCUUAGAAAUAAACGGAAGAAAACGACCAACGAUGAAAGAAGUCACAUUAAAAUUGGAAGGGAUCAGAGGAUUCAAUAAGAAGCUUAAUGCACAGCAAAAUAACGAAGAAAUUGAGUUUUCUAGAAUUGAAAAGUACCAACAUUGGUAUGGGUUUUCUACAUCUUAUUCAUUACCAAUUAUCAGCUACCAAGAUCACUCCACAGACUCGGAGGUUAUGCAUAUUCUUGAAUUAGAAUAG